Molecule: messenger RNA, 636 nt
Organism: Pseudocercospora fijiensis CIRAD86
Lineage: Eukaryota; Fungi; Ascomycota; Dothideomycetes; Mycosphaerellales; Mycosphaerellaceae
Exons: 1
Coding region: 1-636 (211 amino acids)
Biological process (GO): glutathione metabolic process; L-phenylalanine catabolic process
Cellular component (GO): mitochondrion
Molecular function (GO): glutathione transferase activity; maleylacetoacetate isomerase activity
Source: RefSeq, a predicted model, not a curated record
AUGCCAUAUACACUCCAUACGAAUUGGCGAUCAACCUGCUCAAGCCGUCUCCGAAUCGCUCUGAAUUUAAAGCACAUCCCCUACAAGCCCAUAUACGUAGACCUAGACCGCGGCGAACAGCACCACGAAAGCUAUCUCGCCGUAAAUCCAUCAGGAACAGUACCCUGUCUCCAGAGCGAAGACGGCAAAGUCCUCAUCACGCAAUCGCUAGCAGCGAUCGAAUUCCUGGACGAAGUUCAUCCCGACUCAACACCACGCCUAUCCUCGAGAGCGAGCUUUACUCCGCUCACUAGCAUACAUCACUGCCAUCGGCUGACGAGUACGCGUGUAUCGAAAGACAUGGUGGCUCUUGGGGGGUUCGGGGAAAGAAUUUUCGAGGAAAGCUUAUCUGAAGGGACUUGCUGUGUACGAAGCUCGGUUAUCGGGGGGAAGAUCGGUAUUCUUUUGGUGAUUUCGUCACUAUGGCUGAUGUUUGCUUGGUUUCUGCUGUUUGGAAGGCUUGGAUGCUUGAGCUUGAUGUUGAGGCUCUUUUUUCCGAAAAUUUGGAGCGUUUAUCUGCUUAUGAUGGAGCGGAGGGUGGAUGCUGAGGCGCAUUGGAAGCAGCAGCCUGAUUGUCCUGGCGGUGAUUUUACGUGA